Messenger RNA from Pocillopora damicornis (cauliflower coral), 723 nucleotides. Its product is annotated as cytochrome c oxidase subunit 4 isoform 2, mitochondrial. Lineage: Eukaryota; Metazoa; Cnidaria; Anthozoa; Scleractinia; Pocilloporidae. The record is from RefSeq and is a predicted model, not a curated record. Gene Ontology annotation, cellular component: respiratory chain complex IV. Gene Ontology annotation, biological process: mitochondrial electron transport, cytochrome c to oxygen.
AAAAGAACCUGAAAUGGUAAUCCGUUGUUCGUUUGUUUUUAUAUGACGUACCUUUCUAUCACUACCCACAUCUCAUUGCGUGCUACGGAUGAACAUUUAGCAUUCCGCCAUCUUGCCGGAUUUCGAUUCACGGAUCUUUCUUAUCAUGGCGAGUUUAUUGAGAAUGGGUGCUUUACCUCGAAUGUACGCUAGAGUUGCCUGUAGAUCAAUCCAGACGUCAGCAGCCCGUAAAUAUUAUCCAGUUCCAAAGAUCAGACCAGAGUACGGGUCUGAACUAGCCGCGCUGCAAGCCAAGGAACAGGGUCCGUGGACCGAGCUCACAAUACAGGAGAAAAUCGAUUUGUACAAAGCUCAGUUUCCUAAAACUAUAGCAGAGGAGAAGACAGAGGAGCCUUAUGUAAAGAAGAUGAUUGGAUUGCUCUCUAUUUUGAUGGCUGUUUCAGUUGGUCUUUUUGCAUUUCUAAAAAAAUAUGUUGGUCCAGAGAGGCCUCGUACCCUUACAGAGGAGUGGAGAGCAGAUGCCAAAAAGAUAGCAAGACAGCGUAGGGCAAACCCCAUCACUGGUGUCAGUUCUAACCAGUCUUAAUCGGAAUUCAGUGGUUUUUACUCUUGAACUUUGUUGCUAGCCUGCUAAUGAAUGUGAAGUGUUCUCAGAUUUUGGAAUAUGGUCUUUUUUGUGUGCUAAUUACAGAGUAAAUGUAAAUAAAAAGACAGUAAAACACC